Lichtheimia ornata is the source of this 1368-nucleotide messenger RNA. RefSeq lists its product as uncharacterized. The record is from RefSeq and is a predicted model, not a curated record. NCBI's taxonomy places the organism in Eukaryota, Fungi, Mucoromycota, Mucoromycetes, Mucorales, Lichtheimiaceae. The transcript has 3 exons. The coding region runs from base 1 to 1368 and encodes 455 amino acids.
AUGACAUCUGAUACAGCUGAUCCUUGCAGAAUAAAUGUGGACUUGAAAGAGAACUGGAGGAUCUAUAGCGACUUUUUUGCACAAGGACUUGCGACCCUUCUAUCACAUCCGCAUUUUUCACUAGUGUACGUUCCAGAAAAUGGUGCCAACAAAAUGAAGAUUGUAAAACCUGCCACCGAUUCGUACCACCGAGAACGCAUGAUACAAAGGAUGAAUGCAGCGAUAUAUAACCCAUCACCUUAUUAUGCAUUAUCGCAUCUCUGGGGAGUCUCAGGCAGCAAUCGGUACCUGUGGAAGGAGAUUGGGGACUAUGUGGAUGAUGAAAAUGGGCAACCAGCUGAGCCUAUAUCUAUGCGACCUGAAAAGCGUGCCACCCUACUUAGUCUCCUUGGACGUAAUCCUGAUAGUUACUGGUGGAUCGAUGUGUUAUGUGCACGCACUGACACACCCUUGGAUAUUAUGGGAGAUAUUUAUGCUUGCUGUUUUCGAUGCUAUGCUAUGAUGGAUUGUGAGCCUAGCGUCAUAUCACAACUUUGUAUGAUGAAGGACAAGGAAUAUGAAUUUAAUGAGCUUGUUGUUUUCGGAAACCUCUCUCCCAGACAACUCAUUGAUCGAUAUCUGCAGCUCAUUGAUCACUUUCAUACGUUCACGAAUUGUCAGUGGUGGAAGCGUGUGUGGACAUGGCAAGAAAUGGUGCUACCACUAGGAAGAGGCUUGUAUUUUAUAGCUGAAACUGCGUCUCAUCUAUCUGAAAACGACAUAAUCCAUAUCAAUGAUGUAUCUACCUUUGAUCGAAUGCUAUUGCCUUUGAGGAAUACAUGUAUCAAAAUAAUUAAUGAAAAUGCUGUCUUGAGCAAGAUAAAGACCGCUUCAGCGUGUAUUUCUGAGGCGGUAAAGACUCGAAGCUUGGACCUAUCAAGAAUCCACAAGGAAUGGCACAUUGAAAUUUCUGCAUUGGAAAAGAUAGACGCUGUAUCAGGGCCCAUGGAGGAAAUGAGACGAGCAAAAUGUUACAGCGCAUACAGGAUGGUCGAGUUUGAUCCAAUGAGUAUCGUCGAUGUGAUUGAGUCUUUUGGAACGUCUCCCAGACGAUGUAUGGAUCCAGUUGACUAUGUCUAUGGUGUAUUGGGUGUAAUCCCCUUUGACAUUCCAAGGAUGACUGAUCCCAAGAAAGUCUGGCAACAGUUUUUGUCCCACCUUGAAAAGCUCAUCCCGCCGCUCAAGAAGAGAAUGGCAAGCAUGCGCCCUCAAGUAAAAAUCCAAGGGAUCAAUGAUCGUGCAUAUCAAGUUGAUUUAUCAACUGCUAGCAAUAUGGCUGAUGUAUACAACAAUUUGAUAAUAGUAGAGGUGGAUGCGUCAAAGUGGUAG